Messenger RNA from Suillus bovinus, 1182 nucleotides. RefSeq lists its product as uncharacterized. The record is from RefSeq and is a predicted model, not a curated record. Bases 462 to 1013 code for a protein of 183 amino acids. Lineage: Eukaryota; Fungi; Basidiomycota; Agaricomycetes; Boletales; Suillaceae. The transcript is spliced from 4 exons.
CGAUGCCAGGGCUUGAUCCACAACGUAUUAGUUGUUCCCUACAAGACUGAGCCUAAUCCUUAUCGAUUAUCGUUCACCAACAUCGGAUCAAUAUGCUCACCCAGGCAUCCACAAAUUUUACGCCUUCAAUUGAUGAGUGUUUGCUAACGGAAUUCUUUUUAUAGCAUUGCGUAUAACGGAUAAUGAUUCGGAAGUCCUCAAGCGGAUGCGGAAGCUUUGAUAAUGCAUUCGUGCUUUGUCGUGGCUCACGUUCACCAGAGCCCCAACAAAGCGUUUAUGUAUGAACCCCAGAAGCCUCUGUCCACUGAAAAGGCACAAUGCCACUCCCACCUCCAGGAAUCUUAUAUAGUCCUGCCUGAAUGCCUUCCUGAUAUCAUCAUUACCCCAAGGAGAAUCAGGCGUUUCGCCUCGACAACAUCGAAUAGAACUCUCAUUCAUAUUCUUCUAUAAUCAAGUUUGAAAUGUCUCCUACCAAGGUCUAUGUUUGCUCUCAGGCGAAGUGCGGCGAAACUUUUACCAAGUUUACGGAAUUCAAGAGGCAUGAGGCUGGACAUGCAGAAAACGUGCGCAUUUGCACCUUUCCCGGAUGUGACUUUGCGACGCUGAUAAAAAGAAGCUUUGAUAUCCACUCCGCGAAACAUGCCGGUGAGCAACGCUAUAGCUGUCCUCAUGAUUGCACCUUCAGGACCCACGACCCUUCUGCCCUGACGCGCCAUCGCAAAACGAAACAUGGAUAUGUUCCUUCUCCGCGCAGCGGACGCGGGGGUGUUGCUUCCCCAUCCACAUCAGACAGGACCCCAUCGUCCCAGUCCUCUGCUCCGUCUUACCGAUCCCACCCUUACAGCCAAGACCCGUCGUUGGUCUUCUAUGACCCGGUAGAUACUGAAGACGAUUUUACCAUGUUUAGCAAACCCGCGACGAUGGCCAACGGGUGGACGGAGGGCUGCAUGUGCCCCGAAUUGAUGCAAAGACGCCCUUCGGAGAUACUGGGUUAUGCAUACAGGCAAUAUUAGUUUGCAUAAACUUGAAAGGUGGCUUGUGUUUGUCGACGGUGAAACCCUCUUUUUGGUAUAUCUAUCUAUCAUUUUUCACUUAGAAACACUUGACAAUGUUGUCUAUAAAAACUAACACUAUUUCAUAAAUGUACCAGUAAUACGCUAUUUAUGUUCCCCAUGAGCCCCU